AUGUAUGCUGUCCACUUUCGGCUUUUACUGGCUGUCUUCGGACUCCUAGGGCAAUGCGUCGUUGCGCUGUCGGGACCAAAUCAUCAUGAACACCUACACGACCUGCACUUAAACCUUCCGGACAAGCGAUUACUUCUGGACGACUUUUCUGAGCCCAUCAGUGUGACGGGAGAACAUGAGUUCCAGCCACCAGGCGAAGGAGACCAGAGAGGUCCAUGUCCUGGCCUCAAUGCUAUGGCAAACCAUGGAUACAUUCCCAGGAAUGGUGUUGUGUCCUUGCUAGGGGCCAUCGGCGCGAUGAAUGAGGUGUUCGGCGUCAGUAUAGAGCUGGCCGGGCUCCUGGCUGUGAUGGGCACGGUAUGGACUGGCAAUCCGGUGUCCUUGAACCCAUCCUUCUCGAUCGGCGGAACGGAUCCAGAAGUGCAGGACUUGCUUCGAAACUUGCUCGGUCUCCUGGGCGAGCCCAGAGGUAUCAGCCAUUCCCAUAACUUCAUCGAGGCAGACUCAUCGCCCACGAGGAACGAUCUCUACGUGACGGGCGACCCAGUCACGAUGAACCUAACGAACUUCGAGCACCUGUACGAUCUGGUCUCUGAGAACACCAACGACACCGCAACCCUCGACGUGCUGAUCGAGCACGCUGCGGUACGCUGGAACCAAAGUGUUUCGACCAACCCAUACUUUUACUAUGGUCCAGUCACCGGCAUGAUCGCUCGUAACACUGGAUACUGUUUUGUUAGCAAUCUCCUUGCCAACCAUAACAAGGAAAACCCAACCGGAUAUUUGACACCACAUAUCCUCAAGAGCUUUUACGCAGUGACUGGAGACCAGGAGAACUUCACAUAUACCAAGGGUCAUGAGCGUAUCCCCGAGAACUGGUACAAGCGCGGGCUGGACUACACUCUGGUGCAGCUGAACCUGGAUGUGGUCACAUUCGUGUUGAAAUAUCCAGUAUUUGGCAGCAUUGGCGGAAACACUGGCAAGGUCAAUUCCUUCACCGGCGUGGACUUGUCGAAUCCAGUCGGUGGUAUCCUAAGUGGGAUCAACUUGCUGGAGGCGAAUAACCUGCUGUGCUUCGUGCUGGAAGUGGUCAACUUUGCGGCUCCAAACUACCUCAACAACCUAGUGGAGACGUUGGCUGUGCCGCUUGAGCUCAUCACUAAGUACGUCGCCGCGCCACUGCUCAGUACGAGCUGCCCACAACUUGGCGAGAUCACGCGGGAUGGUGUUCCGCUCUGGGACUCUCUGGGUGCCUAG
Messenger RNA from Fulvia fulva, 1257 nucleotides. Its product is annotated as Dothistromin biosynthesis peroxidase dotB. Gene Ontology annotation, molecular function: peroxidase activity. NCBI's taxonomy places the organism in Eukaryota, Fungi, Ascomycota, Dothideomycetes, Mycosphaerellales, Mycosphaerellaceae. The transcript has 2 exons. The coding region runs from base 1 to 1257 and encodes 418 amino acids. The record is from RefSeq and is a predicted model, not a curated record.